Apaloderma vittatum (bar-tailed trogon) is the source of this 310-nucleotide messenger RNA. It is a transcript of the gene CNRIP1, whose product is annotated as cannabinoid receptor interacting protein 1. Lineage: Eukaryota; Metazoa; Chordata; Aves; Trogoniformes; Trogonidae. The record is from RefSeq and is a predicted model, not a curated record. The transcript has 2 exons. The annotation marks the transcript as partial. Gene Ontology annotation, biological process: negative regulation of signaling receptor activity. Gene Ontology annotation, molecular function: type 1 cannabinoid receptor binding. Gene Ontology annotation, cellular component: plasma membrane.
GACAAUGGGCAUUGGGGGUGUCAAUGUCCCACUGGAAGAGAAAUCGAGGGAUGCACAGGUGGCCUCCUACACGGGGAUCUACGACACAGAAGGGGUGCCCCAUACCAAGAGCGGGGAGAGACAGCCCAUCCAGGUCAACAUGCAGUUUAACGACAUUGGCGUUUUUGAAACGGUCUGGCAAGUCAAAUUCUACAACUACCACAAACGGGAUCAUUGCCAAUGGGGAAACAGUUUUGGCAGUAUUGAGUACGAGUGCAAACCAAAUGAAACGCGCAGUCUCAUGUGGAUCAAUAAAGAGACCUUCCACUGA